This is a messenger RNA of Tarenaya hassleriana, 1727 nucleotides long. RefSeq names its product UDP-glucose 6-dehydrogenase 1-like. Gene Ontology annotation, biological process: glycosaminoglycan biosynthetic process. The record is from RefSeq and is a predicted model, not a curated record. Gene Ontology annotation, molecular function: NAD binding; UDP-glucose 6-dehydrogenase activity. Lineage: Eukaryota; Viridiplantae; Streptophyta; Magnoliopsida; Brassicales; Cleomaceae. Bases 83 to 1537 code for a protein of 484 amino acids. Gene Ontology annotation, cellular component: nucleus; cytosol. The transcript is spliced from 4 exons.
ACCAAACCCUUCAGAACCUCUCUUCUGCUUCGAGGCGAUAGAAAAGUUAUCAAGCUCUGUCAAGAAGGAGAAGAAAGAAACGAUGGUGAUGAAGAUAUGCUGCAUCGGGGCUGGAUAUGUCGGAGGUCCGACAAUGGCGGUGAUAGCGCUCAAGUGCAGUGACGUGCAAGUCACCGUCGUCGACAUCUCGGCCGGUAGGAUCGCCGCCUGGAACAGUGACUCGCUCCCUAUAUACGAGCCCGGGCUGGACGAGGUCGUGAAGCAGUGCAGAGGGAAGAACCUCUUCUUCAGCACCGACGUGGAGGGACACGUGGCGGCUGCGGACAUCGUCUUCGUCUCCGUCAAUACCCCGACGAAGACUCGAGGCCUCGGUGCCGGAAAAGCCGCCGAUCUCUCCUACUGGGAGAGCGCCGCCAGGAUGAUCGCCGACGUCUCCACCUCCGACAAGAUCGUGGUGGAAAAGUCAACGGUGCCGGUUAAGACAGCGGAAGCAAUAGAGAGGAUCUUGACGCACAACAGCAAAGGCAAGAACUUUCAGAUCCUUUCGAACCCAGAGUUCCUCGCCGAAGGCACCGCCAUUCAAGAUCUUCUAAAUCCCGACAGGGUUCUCAUCGGCGGCAGAGAAUCUCCGGCCGGCCAGAGGGCCAUCCAGUCUCUUAAAAGCGUUUACGCCAAUUGGGUACCCGAAGAAAACAUCAUCACGGCGAAUCUCUGGUCUGCCGAGCUCUCAAAGCUAGCCGCGAACGCGUUCUUGGCCCAGAGGAUCUCGUCCGUUAACGCCAUGUCUGCUCUCUGCGAAGCCACAGGAGCUGACGUGUCUCAGGUCUCGUUUUCUGUCGGGAAAGACAGCAGGAUCGGGCCCAAGUUCUUGAACUCGAGCGUCGGGUUCGGUGGAUCUUGUUUCCAGAAGGACAUCCUCAACUUGGUUUACAUCUGCGAGUGCAACGGAUUGGCUCAGGUCGCGGAUUACUGGAAACAGGUGAUCAAGAUCAACGAUUACCAGAAAAACCGUUUCGUAAACCGGAUCGUUUCCUCCAUGUUCAACACGGUUUCCGGGAAGAAGGUUGCGGUUCUUGGCUUCGCGUUCAAGAAAGACACCGGCGACACUCGCGAGAGCCCCGCCAUCAGCGUGUGCAGAGGCUUGCUGGGCGACAAGGCGAGUCUGACGGUGUAUGAUCCUCAGGUCUCGGAGGAACAAGUCAUGAAUGAUCUGAAGGCGGAGGUGAUCGAUUGGGACCGUCCGAUCAAAUCUCAGAGGCCACGUGGAAUGAGCCCAGAUGAUCUGAAGCAAGUGAGAGUGGUUUCAGAUGCCUAUGAAGCUGCAAAAGAUGCUCAUGGGGUCUGUGUGCUGACAGAGUGGGACGAGUUCAAGUCUCUUGAUUUCGAGAAAAUCUACGCCAAUAUGCAGAAACCGGCGUUUGUGUUCGAUGGGAGAAACGUGAUGGACGUGGAGAAACUGAGGAAAAUAGGGUUUAUUGUGUAUGCGAUAGGGAAGCCAUUGGAUCCGUGGCUGAAGGACCUGCCGGCGGGUGGUUGAGAAAGGGGCUACCCACGUAGGUUACUUGGGGAAGAAGUUUCGUUUCUUUUUUAUUUGAUACAAAAUUAUACUGUCUCUCAUUAUUGUUUGCUGUUUUUUCAGAGGGUAAGAAUAAAGAGAUGAUAUCAUCUCUGUAAUAAAACAGUGUAAAACCCAAUAAUCAAUGUAACAAAAAAAAAAAAAGAUUAAA